GCUUCGGACCUUCCAUGCCCGGCAGGGACUUGCCGGGGCUUCGGCUUGAGGGAGAGGGGAUUCGCCCCGCCGUUCCUCCGCGUGCUCCAGUCCGGGGAUGACUCGCGGGGCGUAAAGAUGCUGCUUUGGAUCCUGCUGCUGGAGACGUCUCUUUGUUUGGCCGCCGGGAAUGUUACGGGGGACGUUUGCAAGGAAAAGCUCUGCUCGUGCGCCGAGGUCGAGGGCGACCUGCACGUCGACUGCGAGAAGAAGGGCUUCACCAGCCUGCAGCGCUUCUCGGCCCCCACCUCGCAGUUCUACCAUUUGUUCCUGCACGGCAAUUCCCUCACGCGCCUCUUCCCCAACGAGUUUGCGAACUUUUACAAUGCGGUCAGCCUGCACAUGGAGAACAACGGCUUGCACGAGAUCGUGCCGGGGGCUUUCCUGGGGCUGCAGCUGGUGAAGCGGCUGCACAUCAACAACAACAAGAUCAAGUCCUUCCGCAAGCAGACCUUCCUGGGCUUGGACGACCUGGAGUACCUCCAGGCGGACUUCAACCUGCUGAGGGACAUCGACCCGGGCGCCUUCCGGGACCUGAACAAGCUGGAGGUGCUCAUCCUCAACGACAACCUCAUCAGCGUCCUGCCGGCCAACGUGUUCCAGUACGUGCCCAUCACCCACCUGGACCUGCGGGGCAACCGCCUCAAGACCUUGCCUUACGAGGACGUCCUGGAGCAGAUCCCGGGCAUCGCCGAGAUCCUGCUGGAGGACAACCCUUGGGACUGCACGUGCGAUCUCCUCUCCCUGAAGGAAUGGCUGGAGAACAUCCCCAAGAACGCCUUGAUCGGCCGGGUGAUCUGCGAGGCCCCGACCCGGCUGCAGGGCAAGGACCUGAACGAGACCACCGAGCAGGAGCUGUGUAGGAAGAACCGCGUGGACUCCAGCCUGGCCGCUCCCCCAGCGGAGGAGGACACUUUCGACCCUGGGCCCAUCCCGACCCCAUUCAAGGUCCACGGCAAGGAAGACCUGGCGACGCCCGGCUCGGCUCCGCACGGGGGCACCAAGAUCCCGGUCAACUGGCAGCUCAAGACCAGACCCACCGCCGCCGGCUCGACCCUGGCCGUCAAGGGCAAGUCCUCCAGCAGCACCCCUUGCCCCGCCACCUGCACCUGCCACCAGAUCCCGGGAGGCUUCAAGGUGAACUGCAACGACGGCAACGUCAGCAGCCUGGUGGAGCUGAAGCCCAAGCCCGCCAACGUGCACGAGCUCUUCUUGAGGGGCAACAAGAUCCACACCAUCCGGAAGUCGCACUUUGUGGAUUACCGGAAGCUCAACCUGUUGGACUUGGGCAACAACAACAUCGCCACCAUGGAGAACAACACCUUCAAGAACCUCCUGGAGCUGGUGUGGCUGUACAUGGACAACAACUACUUGGACAUUCUCUCUCGGGAGAAGUUCAACGGCCUGCAGAACCUCGAGUACCUGAACAUGGAAUUUAACGUCAUCCAGCUCAUCAUGCCGGGCACUUUUAACGCCAUGCCCAAGCUGAGGGUCCUCAUCUUGAACAACAACCUGCUGAGGUCCCUCCCCGUAGACGUCUUCGCCGGGGUCUCCCUCUCCAAGCUCAGCAUCCACAACAACUAUUUCCUCUACCUGCCCGUGGCGGGGGUGCUGGACCAGCUCACCUCCAUCACCCAAAUAGACUUACACGACAACCCCUGGGACUGCAAGUGCCCCAUCGUCCCUUUCAAGCAGUGGGUGGAGAUGCUGAGGCCCAAAGUGAUGAUGAGCGACUUGAGAUGCGAGACGCCCGAAGAGUUUUUCAAGGAGGACUUCGAGUCCCUCUCCAACGAGGCCAUUUGCCCUCAGCUCAAAAUCCUGCCCACCUUGACUUCCACCCAUAAGAACAGCACCGGGCUGGCCGAGACUGGGACUCAUUCCAACUCCUACCUAGAGACCAGCAGGGUCUCCAUCUCGGUGCUGGUGCCUGGCCUCUUGUUGGUCUUCGUCACCUCUGCCUUUACGGUGGUGGGCAUGUUGGUCUUCAUCCUGAGGAACAGGAAGCGCUCCAAGAGGAGGGACGCCAACUCCUCAGCCUCGGAGAUCAACUCCUUACAGACAGUCUGUGACUCCUCCUACUGGCACAAUGGACCCUACAAUACAGACGGAGCCCACAGGGUCUAUGACUGUGGUUCUCACUCCAUAUCAGACUGAGACGCCAGAAUGGG
Heteronotia binoei (common prickly gecko) is the source of this 2207-nucleotide messenger RNA. It is a transcript of the gene SLITRK1, whose product is annotated as SLIT and NTRK like family member 1. The record is from RefSeq and is a predicted model, not a curated record. The transcript has a single exon. Gene Ontology annotation, molecular function: protein binding. Gene Ontology annotation, biological process: regulation of presynapse assembly; axonogenesis; positive regulation of synapse assembly. Gene Ontology annotation, cellular component: glutamatergic synapse; postsynaptic density membrane; GABA-ergic synapse. Bases 118 to 2193 code for a protein of 691 amino acids. NCBI's taxonomy places the organism in Eukaryota, Metazoa, Chordata, Lepidosauria, Squamata, Gekkonidae.